AUGACCACUACUACUACUACUACUACUACUACUACUACUACUACUACUACUACUACUACUACUACUACUACUACUACUACUACUACUACUACUACUACUACUACUACUACUACUACUACUACUACUACUACUACUACUACUACUACUACUACUACUACUACUACUACUACUACUACUACUACUACUACUACUACUACUACUACUACUACUACUACUACUACUACUACUACUACUACUACUACUACUACUACUACUACUACUACUACUACUACUACUACUACUACUACUACUACUACUACUACUACUACUACUACUACUACUACUACUACUACUACUACUACUACUACUACUACUACUACUACUACUACUACUACUACUACUAGUACUACUACUACUACUACUACUACUACUACUACUACUACUACUACUACUACUACUACUACUACUACUACUACUACUACUACUACUACUACUACUACUACUACUACUACUACUACUACUACUACUACUACUACUACUACUACUACUACUACUACUACUACUACUACUACUACUACUACUACUACUACUACUACUACUACUACUACUACUACUACUACUACUACUACUACUACUACUACUACUACUACUACUACUACUACUACUACUACUACUACUACUACUACUACUACUACUACUACUACUACUACUACUACUACUACUACUACUACUACUACUACUACUACUACUACUACUACUACUACUACUACUACUACUACUACUACUACUACUACUACUACUACUACUACUACUACUACUACUACUACUACUACUACUACUACUACUACUACUACUACUACUACUACUACUACUACUACUACUACUACUACUACUACUACUACUACUACUACUACUACUACUACUACUACUACUACUACUACUACUACUACUACUACUACUACUACUACUACUACUACUACUACUACUACUACUACUACUACUACGACUACGACUACUACUACUACGACUACGACUACGACUACGACUACGACUACUACGACUACUACGACUACGACUACGACUACGACUACGACUACGACUACGACUACGACUACGACUACGACUACGACUACGACUACGACUACGACUACGACUACGACUACGACUACGACUACGACUACGACUACGACUACGACUACGACUACGACUACGACUACUACUACUACUAUAUUCAUAUUGUAUAACUAAGCUUUUAUUUGACCUAUUGUUUUAUUAUUCUUAACUGAUUAAUUACAGUCUCUCACAACCACAGCCACAUUUUGGUUUGAUCCUCCUAUUUUAUGGUAUGAUGUCGUCUAGUUUGCUUGUAUACAAACCAGAUAUUGGUGUUCUGAACUCAACAGGCAGAGCUAAAUGAGAAGGAUCGAUAUGGAUUUUAGGCUGCUCGUA
Molecule: messenger RNA, 1428 nt
Organism: Schistosoma spindalis
Lineage: Eukaryota; Metazoa; Platyhelminthes; Trematoda; Strigeidida; Schistosomatidae
Source: the annotation of a GenBank genome assembly